AUGCCACCUCCCCCUCCACAGCCACCUCCGGCAGGCCCUCCGGCCCAAACCCUCGAAGAGCACGUUGAAGAGCAGUGGAAUGCGUUGCCCCCGCUAAACGAUGAUUCCUCGUCCGUCGCUUCCGACGCACCUGACCCCGAAGACGACUACUCCCCUGAUGACAACAUGCAUAAAUGGCAGUCUUUCCAUGCAGUCCCCAUGCUUCCCGGUCGACAGCCUAUGCGAAGCCAAGAUGAAGUGACGCAUGAAAUGGCAGACAACCUUCGUGACCUCAUAAGCAGGCCCAAGGCCAUUCAUUACAACGGCUCAGGCAUGAGCACCGUCGUCACCAUCCCUGACGUCAAGCAACUCGUAAAGGCAGCAUUUGCUAGAGGCUGGAUCACUGGCAAACCACACCAGAUGUGCGGCAAGGGCUAUGUCCAGCCCACCAUCGAUGAUGUUGCGGCUCAGGUAGGCUUUCUCAACCAGAACAUCACCGCCACUUCAAGCAACGCCACUUCAGGCAAAACCACUUCAAGCAACGCCACCUCAGGCAAAACCACUUUGGGCAAAACCACUUCAGACAAAGCCACUCCAGGCACCAAGGGAAAGAAGAAGGCCUUCCGUCACCCUGCCGUGGCAUCUAAGGUUAAGAAGAUGGCCCUGAGCAAGGCGAAGGCAGCGAAUUCAAGUGCUCGCAAGGCCCUCCGGCCAGUCUACCUCGGCUGUUCGGAGUCGAUGGACGGAGGCGCAGCGAUGUUCACCUACUACGACCAGCAUCACAAAGUCCUCCCCCGGACAGCCCAGAAGUUCGUCACUCUUCCCGCCGCGCACGAGUCCCUUGCGACGGCGAAGGGAAUGGCAAUGCAACUCCACGACCAAUUUAAAAUGUCGCGGGUACGAGAGUACAACCUGCGUGCAGCCAUCUACCUUGCCAGGAACCGUCUCACGCACUGGGCCAACGGCAACGACGUGGCAUCGCGCCCUGAGCGCGAGGACAAGGAUCUGUUCGUUGAGUACAUCCUGAUGCGUCACCUGGAGUACCCGGAACAGGCCGUAAUGAACAUAUACAAGCAGGUGAUGGUGCCUGCUCUGUGGGAGGACAUGGGGAAGCUCUUCUAG
Messenger RNA from Diaporthe amygdali, 1101 nucleotides. RefSeq lists its product as uncharacterized. The coding region runs from base 1 to 1101 and encodes 366 amino acids. The record is from RefSeq and is a predicted model, not a curated record. The transcript has a single exon. NCBI's taxonomy places the organism in Eukaryota, Fungi, Ascomycota, Sordariomycetes, Diaporthales, Diaporthaceae.